This is a messenger RNA of Lemur catta (Ring-tailed lemur), 1122 nucleotides long. It is a transcript of the gene CSRP2, whose product is annotated as cysteine and glycine rich protein 2. Gene Ontology annotation, molecular function: structural constituent of muscle; actinin binding. Gene Ontology annotation, biological process: sarcomere organization; muscle tissue development. The transcript has 7 exons. The coding region runs from base 292 to 885 and encodes 197 amino acids. The record is from RefSeq and is a predicted model, not a curated record. Lineage: Eukaryota; Metazoa; Chordata; Mammalia; Primates; Lemuridae. Gene Ontology annotation, cellular component: nucleus; Z disc; cytoplasm.
UAGCACAAAAUGGACAAAGACACUUCACCAUUUGAAUCUGGACAUCAGUUUGAAUGAAAAGAACACAAGGAAGAAAAUAAAAAGUGUGACAUGUAAAAAGAAACCAGCACCAGAGAACCAUUUUAAUCAUUUGUAAAUGGAACAAUAAUAAACACUCUGCCUGCUGCAUGAUGCUUUAAAAGGCCCAAACCAGAAAAUGCCUUAAAAACUGUGAGAAUCUGCGCAGUGAGAUAUUUCUACAGUUUUCAGUCUGCUACUAGGCUCAGCAGCUUGAUCUGGAAAGAGCCAGGGAUGGUAACGAGAAUGCCUGUCUGGGGAGGUGGAAACAAGUGUGGGGCCUGCGGGAGGACCGUGUACCACGCGGAGGAGGUGCAGUGCGACGGCCGGAGCUUCCACCGCUGCUGCUUUCUGUGCAUGGUUUGCAGGAAGAAUUUAGAUAGCACAACGGUGGCAAUUCACGAUGAAGAGAUCUACUGCAAAUCCUGCUAUGGAAAGAAGUAUGGGCCGAAAGGCUAUGGUUAUGGCCAGGGCGCUGGCACGCUCAACAUGGACCGUGGUGAAAGGCUGGGCAUCAAGCCAGAGAGUGUUCAACCUCACAGGCCUACAACAAAUCCAAACACUUCUAAAUUUGCCCAGAAAUACGGAGGUGCUGAGAAGUGUUCCAGAUGUGGGGACUCCGUAUAUGCUGCUGAGAAGAUAAUUGGAGCUGGAAAGCCCUGGCACAAAAACUGUUUUCGAUGUGCCAAGUGUGGGAAGAGUCUUGAAUCAACAACUCUGACUGAAAAAGAAGGUGAAAUCUAUUGUAAAGGAUGCUACGCAAAGAACUUUGGGCCAAAGGGAUUUGGCUAUGGCCAAGGAGCAGGAGCUCUUGUUCAUGCCCAGUAAAGGUGUAAACCCAGAACUAAGCAUCACACACUGAGAAUCUCUUCAUAAUCUAGGCACAGAUAAUCUUCUAACACUAAACUACUGUGAAAUUCUACCAGCAUUAAGUACUGUAUAUUACCCUCUACUUGGAUAGGCUGCUUAACUUGUAGGAAAAGAGCACAUUUGUAUCCCUUUGCUUUAUUCACCAGCAUUUUCAAGAACCAUUUCUUUUACAUUUUAAAUAAAACUUCAGCUUGA